Molecule: messenger RNA, 2244 nt
Organism: Hordeum vulgare subsp. vulgare (domesticated barley)
Lineage: Eukaryota; Viridiplantae; Streptophyta; Magnoliopsida; Poales; Poaceae
Exons: 6
Coding region: 1-2244 (747 amino acids)
Molecular function (GO): DNA binding
Source: RefSeq, a predicted model, not a curated record
AUGUCGACUACAACUGCUAGCCAAGGUAAAACGAAAAGGAAAAAUGCUCCUGGAAAUCGGUCUGACAUUGGAUGGGGUCAUGGAGAGGAAGUUGAUUCUAAAAAGAAGACUGUAAGAUGCAAGUAUUGCUCUGUUGUUAGAGGAGGAGGGAUUUACAGACUGAAGCAUCAUUUGGCAGGCACUCGGUUUAAUUCGGAGCCUUGUUCGAAAGUACCCGAUGAUGUCCGAGCAAUGUUCCUGAAGCUGUUACAAUGUCAGGAAGAACAGAGUGAUGCAAAGAAGAGGAAGUUAGAACAGAUAGCAACUGAUUCUCAUGAAGUAAAUGCCAUAGAAGAGAAUGACCAAGAUCAUGUUGGAGAUCAGCUGGCAAACAAGAGUAAAACCCAGACAACUGUGAAUCAAUUCUACAAAAAACAAGAGAGGGAGGAAGUUUGUAUUCAGAUUUGUCGUUUCUUCUAUACGUCCGCAAUUUCAUUCAAUGCGGUCAAGAAUCCUGAAUUUACAAAGAUGGUUCAAAUGAUAGGCAAAUAUGGUAAAAAUCUGAAGCCUCCAUCAUAUCAUGAAAUACGAGUAAAAUAUCUCAAGCUAGAAGUUGAGAGAACAAUGAAUCUGGUUGUUGAAUUUAAACAAGAGUGGAAAAAGACAGGUUGUACAAUUAUGUCGGAUGGCUGGACCGACAGAAAGAGAAGAUCCAUUUGCAACUUUUUGGUGAACAGCCCGAAAGGUACUGUGUUUUUGGCAUCCGUUGAUACUUCUGAAAUUUCCAAAACAGCCAACAAGAUUUUUGAAAUGAUAGAUGAUAUUGUUGAGAUAGUAGGAGAGGACAAUGUUGUGCAGGUUGUGACCGACAAUGCGGCUAACUACAAGGCAGCGGGUGAACUUUUGGUGGAAAAGAGGAAAAAGUUAUUCUGGACACCAUGUGCUGCACAUUGCAUUGAUCUAAUUCUUGAAGCUUUCGAGAAAAAGAUGAAGAUGCACAAUGUAACUAUUGCAAAAGGUCGGAAAAUAUGCACAUAUAUUUAUUCGAGAACAGUACCACUCUCUUGGCUGAGGGAGUUCACUAAAGGAAGAGAGUUAGUUAGGCCAGCGAUCACAAGAUUUGCUACUGCAUAUUUGAUAUUGGGAUGUCUACAUGAACUGAAAGGUGCACCGGUCAACAUGUUUAGUUCAAACAAGUGGAGGGGUAGCAAAUUUUCUGCUACAAGAGAAGGCAAGGAAGUUCAGCAAAUUGUAUUGGAUAGCCGUGGGUUUUGGCCUAAUGUUGCCCUUUGUCUUAAGGCUGCGUUGCCACUUAUAAGAGUUCUUCGAUUGGUUGAUUCAGAUGAGAACCCCGCUAUGCCUUUUAUUUAUGAUGAGAUGAGCUCUGCAAAACAAAAGAUAAAGCUAAAUUUUGGCAAUGUGAAGAAGAGGUAUAAGCAAAUAUUCGAGAUUAUUGAUGAAAGAUGGGAAACACAGCUCCAUAGGCCUUUGCAUGCUGCUGCAUACUACCUAAAUCCACAUUGCCAUUACAGUGACAAUUUUAGGGCCGCGGAAGUGAAACGUGGCCUUUACACAUGUCUUGAGAAAAUGGUUCCUAAUCUAGCUGAAAGAGUGAAGAUAGACUUACAACUAGAUGCAUUUAAAAAUGGAUUAGGUCUUUUUGGAAUGGAUUCGGCUGUCAUGACUAGAACAAAGAAAUCUCCAGCCGAUUGGUGGGAUUCAUAUGGGGAUGAUGUUCCAGAUUCUUCAGGUUGCGAGCGGAAUUUUAGCGCCUUUGAGCAAGUACACUCUAAAAAAAGAAAUCGCUUGCAUCAAGAGAAGAUGAAUGAUCUAGUCUUUGUCAUGUACAAUCUAAAGUUGUUUGAUAGGCAAGCUAGAAGAAUAAGACAAGCAAAGGUGACCUAUGAUCUAGAAGAUGUAUCUUCUGAUGAUGAAUGGAUAACUGAAAAGGAGGAUCCUGUUCUGCCUCCACAAAAGAAUUGGUUGCGUGCUCUAGAUAGAAUUGCCCAUUGGGAAGCACAGAAAGAACAAGAGGCUGAUUCUGAAAUGAAAGUUGAGAAUAUGGUCAAUAAUUUAACUGAAGCAUGUGGUGAUGAUCUUGGAUUGGACCAAUAUCUUCAUGGGUAUGACUUUGAGGACAACAAUCAAGAAGUUGGUGAAGAUGGAAACAAUCAAGUACACUCUACAUCUGAGAGAGGCGCUACUAGUGCUGCACCAUCAAGAGACAACGAGGAUGAUCAUCUAAAUUUGCACGACUUGUACUAA